Messenger RNA from Hydra vulgaris (swiftwater hydra), 1922 nucleotides. Lineage: Eukaryota; Metazoa; Cnidaria; Hydrozoa; Anthoathecata; Hydridae. The record is from RefSeq and is a predicted model, not a curated record.
UAUAUAUAUGUUUAUAACAGGUCUUAAUUUUCAUAAAUUUUAAAAAGUUCAGUACAGUAUGGGAAAUUAUAGAGAAAUUGACUCACCCGUACAAAUGCGGUUGUAUACAUUGACUAAGUAUCAAUUUGUUUUGGUUUUUGUUGGGUUUCUUGUUGCUUUUUUGAUGAUGUUUCUUAUUGGGAUAUUGGGACCAUCUGCUAUUGUCAAUAAUAUUAAGACAGCCAAAGAUCUGGGAGUACCACCCAAAAACCUUUUGACUGGACCAUUUGUAUUAAAUAGUGGAAUGUUGACACAUUUCAACCAAGAGUUAUGGUUAUUUUGUCAAUUCCAGUUGACUGGAUUUCCAUCAAAUAGUAAAUACAAGUUUGAACGAAAGUUCAAUAUUUCGACUCAACUCAUGGGCAUUACAAAAGAUACAAGUUACAAAUCAGUUACACAUACAUUUCAAAAUGUAACAAACCUUUUAACAUGUGAUGUCAAUUCAUGCAAUUCUAUUGUCUUAUAUCACCUUGGAACCUUGGAUUAUUCCUCAUAUUCUGGAAAAAUCUUUUUUUAUGGACUUCAUUUACCAAGAAGUAUAAAAGUCCGGAAUGUUAUAUUUUCUUUCAGGUAUUUUGAAGAUCAGUUUACUCAGAUGCAAAUAUGGUUUCGCUUUGCAUUUCUUGUUUUGUCUUUCACAGUUACUUGUUUGUACAUGCAUAGCCUUAGAAGGUUUCCUGUUCAUGACUGGUGCAUAGAGCAAAAAUGGUUGUCUGCACUUCUGCCUCUUUUACUUUUAUACAAUGAUCCAUUGUUUCCUCUUAAUUUUCUUGUUUCAAGUUGGGUACCAAGUUGUUUUGAUAUCACCUUUCAAGCAUCUUUUCUUGCUGCAAUACUAAUGUUUUGGUUGUGUGCUUUUCAUGGUAUUGGACAAUCAGAACGCCAUCUCAUUCCAUUUUACUUACCUAAAUUUAUUAUGAUUGGAAUAAUAUGGGUCACAUUAUGUACACUACUUGGAUGGCAAAGAUACAAUGAAUUAUUAGAUCCUUUAUUUAAAGUGGAUGUGAAACACUUCAUGGGUUUAAAGUUGUUUUUCUCAGUUAUUAUGUUAAUUUAUGUUAUCUAUCUUAUCAUACUCGUUGUAAAAGCAUUUAAAGACCUUACAAGUGUUCCAUUUUUUGAUAUUCGUUUGAAGUUUCUUACAAUAUUAAUGUCAAUGGUUAUGUUGAUUGGAUUAUCAUUGGUGUUUGUUCGGUUUGGUUUAGUUGUGUUUCAAAAUGACUUCCUAAUGGAUAUCUCUUUGAAUUAUCAUAAUUCUACUGAAUUUUUAACUUCUUAUGGUUUAUUCAAUAUAUACAUAUUUACAAUGGCUUUUAUUUAUUCACCGUCAGCGAUAGCUAUUAAAGAAGCUUCAAUGUGGAGUUUGUCAUUCUCAGCCCCUAAUGAAAAUGAAGAUGAUACACUAUUUCAAAGAAAAAAAAAAAGGGAAUGCAAUCAUAUCUUGAAGAUUGGAAAAUUGUAACUACUGCGUGGCGGUGUGUGUGGUGGUUUUUCAUCUCACUGUGUAGGAGAAAGCGUUGUUCCCGUCUUUUUCUACUUUUAAUCUUCUUUAUAAUGCUUCUAGACAUCGAUUAUAAUUAAAAUUAUACAAAUGUAGCUCAUAAUUAAAUAACUUUCAUUUUUCAAGAUGUCUCGAUAACGGCAUUUUGCAACUGUCAUAUAAAACAUGGCUUAAAAGUGGAGUUGGUACUAGUAGGUGAAUUUGAAUGUUAAAUUACAAAAAUAAUACGACAUACGUUCAAACACAAUGUAAAUGAAAGUGGAAUAUCGUGGAAUUCGUAACUUAUCUCUAUUUUUAAAGCAAAUUUUACAAUUUUAUAAAAUAUUUUUCUGUAUUAAGUUAAUUUAAAAAAAAAUCUUUAUAAUUAAUGACUUAAUGAUAA